GGGGCCUGCCGGGACUUGUAGUCUCCGUGGCUGGGAGUGCCAGCUCCGGAAUCUCAGCCGCCGUCUGGGGGCUGAGGCUGCGCGGGGACGCGUGCGCAGUGCGCAGGCGGCCGUCGCGGUUGCCGCUGAGGGCAGCUCGGUGGCUGUGGGAGCUGGGGUCGCGGCGGCGCGGGUGCUCCGGGCCAAGGGCGCGUGUAAUGUUCAAGCCCAGAAAUGCCUUAUGUGGAUCGUCAGAAUCGCAUUUGUGGUUUUCUAGACAUUGAAGAAAAUGAAAACAGUGGGAAAUUUCUUCGAAGGUACUUCAUACUGGAUACCACAGAAGACAGUUUUGUAUGGUACAUGGAUAAUCCACAGAACCUACCUUCUGGAUCAUCACGUGUUGGAGCCAUUAAGCUUACCUACAUUUCAAAGGUUAGCGAUGCUACUAAGCUAAGGCCAAAGGCUGAGUUCUGUUUUGUUAUGAAUGCAGGAAUGAGGAAGUACUUCCUACAAGCCAAUGAUCAGCAGGACCUUGUAGAAUGGGUAAACGUGCUUAACAAAGCUAUAAAAAUUACAGUACCAAAGCAGUCAGACUCACAACCUAAUUCUGAUAACCUGAGUCGCCAAGGUGAUUGUGGGAAGAAGCAAGUGUCUUACAGAACUGAUAUUGUUGGAGGUGUACCCAUCAUUACUCCAACUCAGAAAGAAGAAGUAAAUGAAUGUGGUGAAAGUAUUGAUAGAAAUAAUUUGAAACGGUCGCAAAGCCAUCUUCCUUACUUCACUCCUAAACAACCUCCAGAUAGUGCAGUUAUAAAAGCUGGAUACUGUGUAAAACAAGGAGCAGUGAUGAAAAACUGGAAGAGAAGAUAUUUUCAAUUGGAUGAAAAUACAAUAGGCUACUUCAAAUCGGAACUGGAAAAGGAACCUCUCCGUGUAAUACCACUUAAAGAGGUUCAUAAAGUCCAGGAAUGUAAGCAAAGUGACAUAAUGAUGAGGGACAACCUUUUUGAAAUUGUAACAACGUCUCGAACUUUCUAUGUGCAGGCUGAUAGCCCUGAAGAGAUGCACAGUUGGAUUAAAGCCGUCUCUGGUGCCAUUGUAGCACAGCGGGGACCGGGCCGGUCAGCCUCUUCUAUGUGGCAGGCCAGAAGGCUGUCGAACCCUUGUAUACAGAGGUAUACAUCAAGAGCUGGUGAAUGCAGCACGUAUGUGGCUCUCACGCAAACGUGCCUUCUUAGUAGAGGGCCCAGACUUACUCACUACUCACAACUGAUCUUAGAAAGAGCAUUCAGAAUCCAAGCACGCUUUCCGUCCUUCCAGCGCAGCCACCGCCUCACAUUCCACAGCCACUCGCAGCAACUCUUUGGUCUCAAGCUUUACCAUGGAGAAGCGAGGAUUUUACGAAUCUCUUGCCAAGGUCAAGCCAGGGAACUUCAAGGUCCAGACUGUCUCUCCAAGAGAACCAGCUUCCAAAGUGACUGAACAAGCUCUGUUAAAACCUCAAAGUAAAAAUGGCCCUCAGGAAAAAGAUAGUGACCCAGUGGACUUGGAUGAUGCAAGCCUUCCCGUCAGUGACGUGUGAGAUAGAAGCUGGGGGAAGCUGUCGCCUUCGCCAUCCUCAGUUUCCUUCCCUGAGGCCUUUAGCCAAAGAUGAUAAAGGGUGAAAUGUUUUUAAUGCAUAUGUUAUACUGCCUCUUAGAUGUACCCUUUAUAAAAAGCUGGUAAACCAAGAAUCUAGGGAGUAGCCAAACUAAAUAUAAUUUCUUUAAAAAAAAAAAAAAGAAAGAACGGGAAAGUGCUAAGAGUCUCAGUAUCAUCUGUCUGAAGCUUUGUGUGUUCUCAUGUGGGUGGUAAAAAUGUGUGUGUGAUUUUUUUCUUACUGACUUUGGCGGUUUAACAAUAUAAAACAUGAAAAAUGCUUAUUGAUAAUUUUGAUCAUUUAAAAAUUGCUAUGACUUCCUAUUAGAUGUUUGAUGUUUAUACAUUCUUUUUGGUUAAUGUUACUAAAUGAAAUAUCUCCAGACUGAAUAACUAAACUCAUGAACUCUGUGGUGCUUCAAAUUUAUAAUAUAAUUUGGACUGUUUUGAAAUUACAACCAUUUUUGAUGCUCUGGAUUUUGAGGUGAGUGGUAAAUUUUGCAGAAAUGGUAUUAUCAGUGAGGGUUGUGGUUGUACUGGGGUAGAGAAAUGGGGAAAAUUAGAAGUCAAACAACUAUAUCUUCGAUAUUUGUUUGAAAAAACUUAAUCGGGACUUACAGCAGUUAAUGCUUUUUAUUUGGUAGAAAACUUUUGGGAGAUCUGAUUUUCUUACCAAUGUUUUGUAAAUAGUUCUAAUUUCCAUAUUUAGAUCAGUGAAAGACCUCAAGUUUAUAUGUAAAGAAGUAACUGCCCUUAGUCAUGAAAUUCUGUGGCCUCUACUUGUUGUCACUAAUAACCUAUAUUCAAGUGCCUGUGUUUUUUCAUCUUGUUUAGGAAUGUUUUGAGAUUAAUGUGCUUAAAAGUUCUAUGUGAUUGGUUUUAAACAUUGGGAUAAAAUUAAUUUUCAUCAGCAUAGUUCAAUGUGUUAAUAAAUCAGAUAUCAUUUUCUGUUAGAAAUACCAGAAUGCUGGGGGUAUUCUGUUACCUGUGCAAUAUAUAUCCUUUAAAAACAAAUUUGAGUAUACAUUUAGUCCUGGGGAUAUCACAAAUAUAAGCACCUCUUUAAAGAAUCCUGAGUUUCAGGUGUUGAAUUAUAGACCAGUUUGAGCAAGUACCAUUUUUUUUUUUCAGUCUUAAACAUUUGCUUUAAGAAAACAGUCUUGAAUUUCAUGUGCUGCUAUUUUUAUGAUAUUUUGCCAUUUUAUAAUACUGUUUUGUUUUGAUUUCAUACAUAUCACUGUUUGUCCUGUUUAUUUUCUAAGAUGACUUCUUAUCUGAGGCAGAGAGAAAUUUCCUGCUAUGGUAGUAUGGCCCAGAAGGGAAGAGGCAUUGUACCAGAACUACAUACUGUCCGUUUAAAAACUGCAUAAAGAAGGCACCACUCAGUUUUUUUUAUUCAUAAGCUAAUAUUUUUAAAAGGUAUAUUUAGAUUUUUUUCUCUUUUGCAGCUACAUUUUAAAAUGAUAGAAUGAAAAAGUUUUAAGCAGUUACUUUUUCUGCUGAUAUAUCCAUCAUAAUGGUUUUUUUGAAAGUUCCCUUUUCAUGAACACUCCUAAGAAAUCUUUGCAAUAUUCACGAGCCUGAUAACUGUUUUCUUUCGUACAGCUUCUGCCUUGUGUGUUUAUUUUAGCAUAUUUUGGUAUUGGCAAUUUGAUAUAUUUCUCAGUGGCAAAAUAUUAGCUCUAUUUUGGGACUUUUUAUAGAACUACCUUUAUUCUAGUAGGAAAUAUUCUUGUGAUUGUCAGGGUCUCCUUAUAUUUAUCUCAGUUCCUUUAUAAGUCUAUGGAAAUUAUUUAAUUAUUUUAAAACUUACACUUUUGUAAAUAUGUCACAUCUGAGUUGUCAAAAAAUUACUUGGAAUACCUUAAUUUUUGCUGCAUUUUUUUCUGUAUAUAUAACGUGUCUUCUGGAAUGGGGAUAGAUGCGUGCCUCCCAAUGUUUACUGUUAUCUUUAUACACGUCACACUGGUUGAACACUGUAAUGACUUGAGAAUAAACUCAGAAUUUAUUCUAAUGUAUUUCUCAUUUUGUCUAGUCCAGCUCUUAUGUGAACAAGUAAAUAAAACUAGUACGG
Messenger RNA from Nycticebus coucang (slow loris), 3691 nucleotides. RefSeq names its product pleckstrin homology domain containing A1 (gene PLEKHA1). Gene Ontology annotation, molecular function: PDZ domain binding. The record is from RefSeq and is a predicted model, not a curated record. Bases 214 to 1461 code for a protein of 415 amino acids. Gene Ontology annotation, cellular component: cytoplasm; membrane. NCBI's taxonomy places the organism in Eukaryota, Metazoa, Chordata, Mammalia, Primates, Lorisidae. The transcript is spliced from 13 exons.